Schistosoma spindalis is the source of this 1293-nucleotide messenger RNA. The record is from the annotation of a GenBank genome assembly. NCBI's taxonomy places the organism in Eukaryota, Metazoa, Platyhelminthes, Trematoda, Strigeidida, Schistosomatidae.
GGCACAAUGAUUAAUCUUAUUGAUACAUUGAAUCCUUUCUUAUCAUCAUAGAUUUCAUUGAAUAACAUGAGUAUAUCAGGAAUCUUCAUUAUAUUUACUGUAUUUCUAAUUUAUGGUUAUAAAGCGGAGGAUUGUGGAAAUGAUGUAAACUGUGAUGUUGGUGAUACAUUCUUAUAUUCAACAUAUUGCUGUAAAGAUUCUUCUGGUGAACCGGCAUGUUGUAAACAAAUCCGUUGGUGGCCAAUUACUAUUACAAUAUGUGCUGUUAUCUUGGGACUCAUUAUCCUUCUAGUCUGUCUAUGUUGUUACGGUUUUUGUAGUUGUUUACUGGAUAUUCUAUGCUGUUGUUGUAGACGUUAAAACAAAAACAAAAUUGGUCAACAUAUGUCGAGUUACCCUAUUUUUAACACUUCACUUCAUUACCUGAUUCUAUGUAUGUAUGUAUGUACGCACGUACGUACGUACGUACGUAUGUAUGUAUAUAUGUAUGUAUGUAUGUGUGUAUGUAUGUAUGUAUGUAUGUAUUUCAUAGGAUCAUUGAUUUUUGAGAUUUCCCUUUUUCAAAAUGAAACUUUAUUAUGAUGUCAUUGUUUGUGUUUUUAUUAUUAUUAUUAUUAUUUUUUAUUUAUUUUUAUUUAUUUAUUCUAUUUACUCAAUGGACAGAUAGAAUGUGAAUGUUUAACAGAGUUUCUAUAUGAUUGACUAAAUAAAUAUGUAAUUGAAUAUAACUCCAGCGUUUUAUUGAGAACAGAAUGGGGUUUUUUGUGGAUAUGAUGAUAGUUAAGAUCAUAAAUCAAUUAAAGGUAGAUUAUCAUAGAAAACCUGAAAGUACUGGUUGGUCGUUUUGUCCUAUUGUAGGACACUUCAGUGGCAUUGUGCAUUCACAAUCCUAUGUCGAACCCAAAAUCUAUAUAAGUGAGUUUAUUUCUAGAUCACUAUCCUAUAGACUGGAUGUAAAUGUACAUUAUUAUUAGUCAGUUUCUGUAAUAAACACAAGACUAUAUUCGUUUGUUUCAAUUCAACAACUUAGUAAAAUAGGGCACAGUACGACCGUAAGGUUAUGGGUUUUCGCGCACGUGUAACAUAUUCUCGUGGAUAUUUUGUGUCAUUAUUUAUCAACUAUUAACAGGCUUUUUUCUAUCUCACGUACCUUUUUGUAUUGUUUAUAGUUGCUACAUAGUUUUUAUUCGAAUUUAUUUGCAGUUUGACGUAUUAUUUGCUUACCAGCUAAGUGACUGUUUAGUAAGCCUAAUUAGGUUAUUUGCAACAAUACAAACUCAAGCAAGUAAGAUU